AUAGAGCCUUUAGAAGAGAACUGCAAGAAAUGAAGUGGAUGCCUCGAAAUUUCAGUCAUUCCGUUUCCUCAACUUCUGGAGGCUGUUACUGGUGCUAGGUUUAGUAAAAGCCAAUGUCAUCAACAAGGUCCCUUAAGAUUAAGCUAAAAGAAUGGAAGGGAAUUAAAUGUAUUAGCCUGCAGAAUCCAUUUGCAUUGGUUGAGAGAUAGGCUCACCUUUUUGUGGUGUGAACAAAUUGGAAUAAACCCACUAGUUGGGAACGGAGGUAUGCUGCUGGUGGUGGUGUGGUUGGGUCAGCAAUGUGGACUAUGCCAGAUGGUGAUGGAAGGAUAAUGACAUACCAAUUAUCACUAAGGAGGAGUUUCAUUUUUCCUGGUAAUUAGGACAACAAAGCCGCACUGUAACUCCUACUUCAAAGCCUCUUCUACUUGUUUUUAUCAGUUGCAGGUGGAUGUUGAUGCCCUUUCACUGACCUAAUAAAAGGCCUAUUUAUCAGUUGGUUGCUAACAAAUCAUUACAAUCAGAAAAGAAAACCGGGCAUGCGAGUGCUGGACCCAGCAACAGAGAUGAAGCAUACAUAGGCACCUCCAUUGUCUUUGUCUUGAUAGUGGAUUACUAGCACUGAUGUAUGCUUUCUCCUAAAAUAUAUCUUCGCCCAGAUGCCUAAGAUAACUCGGAAUGUUAGGGUGAACCACACUUUCAUUGCUAAACAGCCAUUAAGCUCUUUUACACGAAGGGACCUUGAUUUUGUUUCUUUUACCAAGAUGGAAUAGGAAAGAAUCAUGAGACUUAAAUGAGACUAUGAAAUAGAAGGAUCGUUUCAUUUCAACAACAAAAGAACAUGUUAUAGCCAGCUGCAACUUGGCUAAUAUGAAGACGAAACCAUAAAAAGACUGAGCACAAAUAAAGAAAAUGCCAGCUAGCUUCCUUUCGCAAGAGAAAAAGUGACUUUCGUAUAGGCUUCCUAUACAUUCAACAUUUGACACGCAUAUUGACAACUUUGGAUGAUCCAAGUGUCGUGCGGGCAUCAGUCACGUAGCUUAAUCCAAACUUUCACCAUCUUAGCUUACAUAUCAGGCCCAUGCGCAGUUUUGAAGAGGUCGGACCGACCAUCCCCGCCUCGAAGGCUAUAGGUGUGGCCAUUGAAAGUAGUGUACUGCACAAGUCGUGGCCGGUUUUCUGACAUAUUGCUCCUUACCAAAUGGUUGAAUUCAGAUUAUGGGUAUUAAAGUUUUCCCAUUUUGGUGCAAGGGGUUGCCAUCAAUUUCUGAAGCUGCUCAUUCCAUACACUAAGCAAUGUUCAAAAUCGGGAUUUCGAGAGAUCAUAGGCUUUUGGUUUUGAAAAAAGACUCUCAUUGUGGACACAGCAUUACCAACCCAAUUCAGCUUCCUAUCUUGAAAUCCGGGGCCCCAGGUUGUGAUGCAGUGUGUGGAGUAAUCGUGUACUGAAACCGCAACCAUUAUUGAAAUACAGAGAUACUGUACUAAGCAAAUUAUAAAAAUGUUGACCCAGAAAACAAAAUGGGAUAGCAGAAGCGACCUGUGGAGAAUGCAUGCGCAUAUUGUUUCUAUUUAUGAUAUAGCCAACUUUGAAGGGGCACAAUAAUGAGAAGCAUAUGGGACGCUCGGACGGCCAAGUGUACAUGUCUGUCCGUCAACUAAAGCCUAUGCCCUAUGGUUUCAGAUUCCAGGGAGUUACUGCAUUUGCCUUUGCCUUUGCCUUUGCCUUUGCCUUUAUCAAAGGAUCAAAGGUUCUUUCUUCUUUGUUUUCAAGGGCAUAAGCAUCGGAUGCGGGACCACUGGAUGAGUCAACAGUCCAUAUGACUGGCGGUGCAAGUAACACGGGUCUUGAUACAAUGGGGCUGUGAUGGCAACAAACCAACAAGCGAGUGGACUUCACAUCAGAAACACCAAAGUCAACAGCAGAAGUCUGCCUUAGUGGCAACCUCUUUUUCCUUUUACUUACUUUUUCUUUCUUUUUGCGCUCCGAAACGAAGACUUGAAAAAGUUUGCACACUGAUUCACAAAAACAUAUUAUAGCGUCUCCGAUUCUCUUCUUUUGCUGUCUUUCUUUAUUAUUUAUACACAGGUUUGUAAAGUUGUCUACCCUUUUUUCUUUAUUCUUUUUUCGUUUUUCAUCUCUUCUUUGUGUUGAAUUCUUUGUUUGAAUUGCAACAACGUCAUCUUCAACCAGACCAGCUAGUUUUUAGUUUUGACAAUCGAUCCCAAUAAGGGAAUAACCUGAUCGUGCAUAAAUUUGGGAAGAAAUUGUAAUUUUAUAAAGUGGGUGUAUUUGUAACUUGGAUUGAGUGGCAGCAAGAACUUGAUCUUGGAAAUUUAGUUAGAGGAAGUUGGAGGUGUUGCAGAUUUUAUUUAUGGGUAGGUUAUGCUGUUUUAAUGCCGCCUGUUCUCAGCUUGUAGGAGGAGCUUCCUCUUGUAGCUCUGGUAAAGGAAGAAGUCAAGAGGGUAUGAUCAAGUAUGGUUUCAGCCUCGUAAAAGGGAAAGCUAAUCAUCCCAUGGAGGAUUAUCAUGUUGCUAAGUUUGUACAGAUAGAAGAACAUGAGCUUGGGUUGUUUGCUAUUUAUGAUGGCCAUUUGGGAGAUCGUGUGCCCCUCUACCUACAAAAGCAUUUGUUUUCCAAUAUCCUUAAAGAGGAAGAGUUUUGGGUUGAUCCUGGAGGAUCUAUUUCAAAAGCCUAUGAGAAAACAGACCAGGCAAUUCUUGCUAACAGUUCCAACUUGGGACGAGGAGGGUCCACUGCCGUUACUGCAAUUUUGAUUAAUGGUCGUAGAUUAUGGAUUGCCAACGUGGGAGAUUCACGAGCAGUUCUUUCUAAAGGGGGUCAGGCCAUACAGAUGACCACAGACCAUGAACCCAACACUGAAAGAGGCAGCAUUGAGAACAGAGGUGGUUUUGUUUCAAACAUGCCAGGAGAUGUCCCCAGAGUCAAUGGGCAGCUGGCUGUUUCUCGGGCUUUUGGAGAUAAGAGCCUUAAAUCACACUUACGAUCAGAUCCUGACAUACAAGAUACUACUCUAGAUUUCAACUCUGAAAUUCUAAUUCUUGCAAGUGAUGGCCUUUGGAAGGUAAUGAACAAUCAAGAAGCGGUUGAUAUUGUGAGAAGAAUCAAAGACCCUGAGAAGGCAGCUAAGCAACUAACUGCUGAAGCACUGAGAAGAGACAGUAAAGAUGAUAUAUCUUGUGUUGUGGUUAGAUUUAGGGGAUAAAACCUUCUAAGCCAUAUUGCUUGUGCAGCACUUAUCUGAAAUAAGAAUUUCUUUUCCCGGAUGCCAUUUUGUGGAUUUGAUCAUCCGGGGAUAUCUUCACAAAACCCUGCUUCAAGUCUCAGAAAUUGUUCAAAAAGGAAGGAAAAUUUUGGGAAAGGUUCUUCUGCAAUUUGUUUUCUUCACCAAGUUGUGAACUUCUGGUGUUGAGUAUUAUUUGAUUUCAUUUUGGAAGUGCUUAGGCGAUCGGAUAUACACUAUAUGGUCCUUAAAUUUACCCAAAAGAAUAAACAGUGUGUGUAGAUGAA
Molecule: messenger RNA, 3532 nt
Organism: Vitis vinifera (wine grape)
Lineage: Eukaryota; Viridiplantae; Streptophyta; Magnoliopsida; Vitales; Vitaceae
Product: probable protein phosphatase 2C 9
Exons: 6
Coding region: 2376-3227 (283 amino acids)
Biological process (GO): protein dephosphorylation
Cellular component (GO): cytosol; nucleus
Molecular function (GO): protein serine/threonine phosphatase activity
Source: RefSeq, a predicted model, not a curated record